Messenger RNA from Larimichthys crocea (large yellow croaker), 4545 nucleotides. It is a transcript of the gene nfil3-5, whose product is annotated as nuclear factor, interleukin 3 regulated, member 5. Gene Ontology annotation, biological process: regulation of DNA-templated transcription; circadian rhythm. Gene Ontology annotation, molecular function: DNA binding; DNA-binding transcription factor activity. Bases 1083 to 2960 code for a protein of 625 amino acids. The record is from RefSeq and is a predicted model, not a curated record. Gene Ontology annotation, cellular component: nucleus. The transcript has 2 exons. Lineage: Eukaryota; Metazoa; Chordata; Actinopteri; Sciaenidae.
AUUACAUGGUGUGAGAGAUGGAGAUCGAGAUGGAGGGGUGGAGAAGAGAGAGAAAAGAGAGACGGGCUAAUAACACACACACGUACACACACACACACACACACACACACACACACACACGCACGCAGAUAGAUAGAUAGAGUCUCGCGCGGAGGGAUAGAGGACAAAAACGUGACUAGGCAGCCUAAGAGCUGUUAUGCAACCGCUGACCUACUAACACAUAUUUCUAGAAAGGGAGCCGGAGAAACUGGAGCAAAGUGUCCAGCAUCGCACAGCACACAAGGCAGCCCGAGCCAAAAGACAGGAACAGCUUCCACCCGACCCACUGACUUCACGACGACUGAGCCGAGCACCGUCAGGAACCAGGAGGAGAAAACUUUUCGCCUUUUUUUUUGUCUGUGUGUGUGUGUCGGGAGGUUUUUCUUCUAAAGGGACAAGGAAAGGAGGAAACGGGAGCGAGACAGCUUUUGUGUCGGGGAAGCCGGAAUCUUUUUUUCCCCCUCCUCCUCCACCAGGACAUGGAAAGUUAGUGGUCAGCAAACAGCAGCACUGAAGCACAGGAUCCUCAGGGAGCCCCGAAGUAGACGGACUGACCUACAUCCUUUGUGAGAGGCUGAGAGAAGCAGGCCAGUGUCCUGACAGGCAUCACAGCUCUGCUGAAGAUUGAGGAAGACGCCGAUAAACUCAAAAUCACCUCCAGCGAGACUCCACAGACUGCUUUGAACUAGUUGCCAAGACAGCUGGAAGGCUUUUCAGUCAAAACACAAAGUUGUUUCUUUUUAUAGUUUCCCCUGUUCAGAACACUUUUUCAAUGUCUGAGGUUUUUGUCGAGUUCCACCUCUUUUUAAUCUUCUUGGCUAAUUUGGACACUUGAACCUUUUAAUCUUGAGAGAUAAGUAACAGAAAUCAAUGAGGCUAUCUCUUCGAGGAGCACAAAUACCUCAUCAAGAAGUUUUUGCGGAUCCUACGACAUAGGUCAAACGCCUUAGUAACAAAACAGAAGGAUCAUAUAGUUUUACAUCUUUUCCCUUCCCCCCUUUGCCCUUUGCUAGAGUUACACUCUGGCCCCCAGCUGGGAAAAAAUGGAAAGUCUGAGUCUACACAUCCCAUCCACCAGCAACAAAAAUUCCAUGGAUGUAGAUACUUUUUCUAACUACAGUGGGAGCAUACCAUCCCCUGAUCCUGAAAGUGGAGGGCGGAUCAGCCGCCAGGCUAAAGGUAGCAAGCCUAAUGUGACGUGCCGUCGUAAGCGGGAGUUCAUUUCUGAUGAGAAGAAAGAUGCUUGUUAUUGGGAAAAACGGAGGAAGAACAACGAGGCAGCCAAACGCUCAAGGGAAAAGCGUCGCCUCAAUGACAUGGUGCUAGAGAACCGGGUCAUGGCGCUGAACGAGGAGAACGUUCGUCUCAAAACAGAGCUUCUUCAGCUCAAGUUACGCUUUGGCCUCAUCAGCACAGCCUCCUACAUGGAGAAAAGUCAGCAAAUCUCCAACAGUGCGGCUGCUGCUGCUGCUGCUGUUGCCAACGCUAGCAACAAUGGGAGCAGCACCAAUGGCACCCCAAACAGCAACGCCUACCUCUCAAGCAGCGGCUACUCCAGUGCAUCCCAAGUGAUGCUGAAUUCUGACUCAUCUGAAACUGAACAGUCGAGGUGUGGCGACCGGCACGCAGCGCUCCACAGUUACUCUCCCCGGGGCUCUGUUUCUGACAUGUCUGACGGCUCCUCCAGAGACAGCCCAGAACCUAUGGGGUACAACAUAAAGACAGAGCCCUCAAGUAUGGAGAUGGCCAGACUGGAAAGCAAUGGGAUUCCCAGUGGGAUUGCUAAUGGUUUGCCAAAUGGGGCUUACCAUGGCAACCACACUGCUCUGGUUUCUCCUCACCAGCAGAACACAUUGGCUGAAAGUACCAUUGACUACCAGCACCACCAACAACAGCAGCAGUGCCACAUGGAGGCCUCCAGCCCCGCUCCUCAGGCCACCUCUGCACAGAGGAGCGUCAUCUUGUACCGCUCCAGCAGUGGAUGUUACCCCAUGGAGGGUCAGAGGACAGAGGACCAGCAGUCCCAGCAGAGCAGACCGCUGCAACAAGGCCAGCACACCUCAACCUCCAGGUUUUCUGACUGCUCAGUGACCAUCACAGAGGUCGCUGAGAAGCUAGAGAGGACAAAGACCAUGGACUCACCUCAGUAUGAAUACACUAAUGGUCAUGCUGAGUUGGCAGAGGAGCUGCAGCACAGGUACAAUCCCAACGCCCAACAACAGCGUGAGAACAAUGGGCACUACAGCUACCAGGGUCAGGAGAGAAGUCUUCAGCAUGCAGAAAGCCAUCGGAAUCCCUUUGCCCCUGAUCUGAUCCACAACACUGAGGAGGACAAGUCCUCUUUCCCACAGCAUAACAGCUACCUCAACACACUGGACGAAGAGCCCCCAGUGCUCACCUAUGAGGGAGGUCCCCGCACUGACGGUUUCUACCAGGAGAACUCUUCCACUAAAGACACGUCAUCCAGUGAUGGGGACCCUCGUAGCUCUGACAAGGAGGGCUCCACAGAUGACGAGUCCCCCUCUUCAUCCUCCUCAGACAUCAGCAGCUACCAUCAGAAGGCAGUGGGAGCUGCAAGUUUGCAUGUCGAGUUCCAAACUGAGGUCAAAGCCACUGCCUUGCCCCACAAGCUCCGUCUCAAGUACAAAGCUCUAUCCAAUGGGGCAGCAGGAAUGCAGGUGGAGGGAUCAGUCAACACCUCCAUGUCCCCCUCUCCCAAUUUGCCUCAGCACCCUUACUUGGCUCUACCCAACAACCCUCACAGUGCCCAGGCCAAUGGGGAGAGCAAAGAGGUGGAGAAUGAGACUGAGUUUGCAGAAGAGGUCAAGCCUCAGGUUUAUGAGAGGGCGGAGGCUAAAAAGGAGGGGGGGAAGAGGGGAUUCGGUAGCAGCAGGGGUGGGCGCAAUAAGAAGCGAGAUUAAGGACAAAGAGGAGCAUAUUUUCUGACACCUCUGUGUUGUCUACAACAGACAACUACAUCUAUGAUUCACAUUGCUACCUUACAAAACAGAGAAGAAGCCAAUGAUCUGUGUGAGGUGGUGGUAGGAUGUGAUUUCAUCAUAAAGUUUCACUGUGUCACCUAUUCCCUAUCCCUUUACUCUUUUUACUCCUACCUCCCACCUAUCCCUCCAAUCAAAACAAUAGAUCACUUAACGAGGGAGGGGACAGAAUGAAACUCUCCAGAGCUGGAGUCUGGGAUAUUUCCCUUGUGGAGAACUCAAACAUUAUUCAAUUAUUAUUAUUGUAAACUGCCUUGGUGGCUGGCCAGCAUUUAUUGUGGCAUUAUGGGAACAUUCCUUUGACCAAAGAAUACACAUCCUUCCUUUAGCGACAAAGAGUUACAUUCUUCCUCCCUCUGAACACAUCUGUAACACUUCAUCCUCCACCCUCUUACCAUUUACACACAAGACCCCUUCACUUCUAAAGCACUUAGAUUGUAUAUUACUGUGACAUAAAUUUACAUAUAUGGAAUAUAUAUUUUAAGAAGAAAAAUGUGGCAAAAACAACAAAAAAAAUAAAACAGUGGGAUACCGAAGUCGUAGACUUUAAAAGUGAUGAGUUUGUUCUUGUUGAGACACCUUGUACAGUCCCCCCCUUUUGUCUAGAAAAUGCCUCAAAGAUUUUCUUUUAACUAAAAGUAUGAGCCACAACUUGUAAAAAGAAAAAAAAAGUACUUUUUCAUAUUUCAGAUCAGAUCACAGGCCUCGUUCAGGUGAUCUGAGCUCUUAGAAAACUCAAAUCUGUCAAAACAGUGAAGGCCAGUUAUACGCAUAUCAGUCAAGGCUAUGCAGUCACACAUUUCUGUUGGCAAAACCUGACAAGCACAAGGCAAGCCUUGUUUGCCAGCUGUUCGGCAAAAAUCAAUACAUCUUCAUUUCCAGACAAAAACAGUCUGUCUAAUAAAUUAAAUGGCUCUCCAAACCAGCAAAGCUGCUCUCUCUUCAUAAGGUGCCUCUUUAUUGUGUUGUCCCUCGUCCCCACUUUGGCCACUGUCUUAAUGAUCCCACUCACCUCCGCACUGAAUUGUUUUAGCUAGAUCAUACAGUCUGUACAAGUUUAAAUGUUUCACUUCCUGGUGCCUGCCUCUGGCCACUAUGUAUAAAUGUAAAGUUGUCUCUUGUAUACUGCUGUCAUUAUUUUAUUAUUAUUUUAUUAAUAAUAUUGUUAUUUUCUAUUAUAUUCGUUUAUUAUUUUGGCUAUUAUUAUGUGUAUUUUUCUGUCAUCCUGUUGUGUCAUUUUUGCUCUAUGCUCUUCCUGGUUGUGCUGUGUAUUUACCCAUGCUGCCCUUUGCCCCCAGUUACCAUUUGUACUCUGUGUUACUGUAUAACCUUUGUUGUUCGCCGAAAGGCUUUCUGAAAAUGGAAAAAAAAAAAAUUGAAUAAGGCUUGUCCAGAAGUGAUUAUGUAUUGCUAUACUUCAUGUGGAUAUGCAAAUGGUUACAAAAACACUCAUUUUUGAUUGUGAAAGAUUCAAAAUGGGGAAAAAAAUAAAGGGUUGUUGAAUUUA